Dentiscutata heterogama is the source of this 297-nucleotide messenger RNA. The record is from the annotation of a GenBank genome assembly. Lineage: Eukaryota; Fungi; Glomeromycota; Glomeromycetes; Diversisporales; Gigasporaceae.
AUGGCAACACAUAACUUCGACCUACCAAAUUCUGAGCAACCAAUUCGUUCACUUGUUGCACCAACUUCACUUUCGCCUUCACCUAGUUUAGUACCAAAUUGCCUCAGCCCGACCUCUACAAAUGAAGAAUUGUGGACAGAAAUAAGAUCACUUAAUCAGAGGCGUGCGAAGUUAGAACAACAGCGUAUUAGAGAAGAAAAACGACUUGGAAAAAAAAAAGCAGUACUACCUGAUUAUCUAGUGUGCGCCAUUUUUGGUCGUUACCUUGAAGAUCACGAUUUCCGGAAGAAAUUUUAU